AUGCCUGCUCCAAAGGCUGCACCGGCGAGGCACCGCCUCACUUUGGCACAAUUGUCGGCCUACGAUGAUAUCUUGACAGAUGCACUGGUCGAUCAUGUCUACUACUGGACGACGGUCCCUAAGAAUCGCCCGUCAUACCACCCCUCGCGGGGUGUGUCGGAGGCCGUCAUUGCCAAGAUUAUCCAGGAAGAGGUGGUCCUGUGGAAAGACUUGGCGGCGGCGGAGGAGAAGCUACUUGCGACACAUGGGCUGAGGAGGUUCAUGAACUCCUUGAAGACAGACAGGGAGAAGGACGACUUUAAGCGACACCUGCGGCGCUACUUGCAGAUUUACCUGCCUGAUUGCCCUUGGGAGGUUAGCUCCACGAACCGAUAUACAAUUGUCUCGCACGAGGCGAGCAUCACGGCAAGGCGAUACAUUAAACGAAAUGAAUCAAUCAAGUAUCUGUCGGGCAUUCAGGUUGUCAUCACACCUGACGAAGAGAAUGAGAUUGCGGCACGCAAAAAGGAUUUCAGCAUGGUCGUCAGCUCGAGGAGUAAGAGCACAAGCCUGUUCAUGGGCCCCGCACGAUUUGCAAAUCACGACUGCGACGCGAAUGCCAAACUCAUGACGACAAGCAACGCUGGCAUCGAAAUCGUUGCCGUACGCCCUAUUGAAUCGGGCGAAGAGAUUACUGUGACGUAUGGGGAAAGCUACUUUGGCGAGGACAAUUGCGAGUGUCUGUGCGGCACAUGCGAGAAAAGACUCAGGAACGGUUGGGAGCCUGAGGAAGGCGCCGCGAUUGUCCAGACACGCGUGGAGGAUGACAGACGCGAGACGUAUGCCCUGCGGCGACGUCGAAGGGAGGACAGCGUUGGCGGGUCUCGAACUCCCUCCGUUACACCUGGAAUUCGGCCGCGAGUUCCAAGGACCAAGGCAAAGAGUUCGCGGCUCAGCAAUGCCCAUGAUUCGUCGACGGCCGUAUCGCCGGCUCCCCAGGAGCCAGGUGACGGAAAGCGAAAAGCUGAUGCCAUGGCAACGCCGCCCGUCACACCGGCAAAAAAGCUCAAGCGCACGAUUGAAAAGGUGGCCUACCUUGCAGCUUCAAGAGGGAGUUCUGUGAGUGAGAGUGCACUGUCAAGUAAUGAGGAGGCUAUUGAGACAGAUGUCACGUCGCCGGAGAAGGACACUCCUGAGCCCGUACCCGAGACGCCAAUGGGGGCACUAGCAACUCGAUCCAAGGGCAGCAGCCACAAAGCAGGAGGCGACACCGUGACAGCCAUGGCCCCCUUCUCUCCUGAAAGCAUACAGAGUCAGCAGUCACCGCAAUCGACCAAGGGGAGCGACACGAACGAGUCAUCGGCGGCAUUGAAAUCAGAAGUCAGCACCAUGUCAAUAUCGGCCAUUCUAAACGCACCAAGCAGCUCUGAAAAGGAAAUUUCGGCUCCUAUCUCGGUGAGCAUAGAAGCAGUUGAAUUAUGCCAAAUGGCGACAAAAGUCGAGCAAGACAUGCAGCCUCGACCAAGCCUCAGAAGACGCAGUUUUAGCAAUCAGGCUUCACCUCCAGCCAGGGUGCGCACGCCGGGCGAUUACGUCCUCACGCCGUUGCUUCUCUCUGAACCGGAAAUGGCGUGGAUUCAAUGCACAAUCUGCAACGAAUACUUUGUACAGCAAAAUGCUUACUAUACGCGGUCGGCUUGCCCUCGCUGCGAACGACACUCCAAGUUGUACGGAUACAUGUGGCCCAAGACUGAAAAGGCGGGGCCCUUGGAUAGAGAGGAGCGAAUCUUGGAUCACAGGAUUGUGCACAGAUUCUUGAACACAAACGACGAGCGCAAAGCUCGAGGCAGAAAGUGUUUGCCGGAGCGGGAGGAGUCGGAAGAGCCAAGUGAGCCAGAGAGGGGCCGCAGACUACUGCGUGCGCCGAUGAAGAAGAAGAAGAAGAAGAAGAAGAAGAAGAAGCCCGAGGACGAGGUUCAAGACUCGGUUAUUGUUAAAAUCAUGGAAGAUAGACUCGGCCGCAUUCUAGUCCCUGCCAGCGCGUCUGCGGCACUCGGCGCAGCACUGGGCAGGGAGUACACUCGCAACGGGCUGGCCUGGGGAGACGCCAUCCGGCUGAACCAGAUCCAGGUCGUCGGCACGCACAACAGCUACCACGUCGAGGCGCCGGACGAGGAGAAGACCUACAUGGCAGAGUGGACCAGCGAGGCCCAGGACCUGUUUUACGGCCAUGCCGCGCUGGAAGUGCAGCUCGGCGAACAGCACGUGCGGAACCUGGAACUGGACAUUGUGGCCGACAUCGACGGGGGCAACUACGCCAGGCCGCUUAUUCGGAUGGUCAACGAGGUGCCCUACAACACGGGGCCCGAGUUCCUGACCCGAUCGACCAAGGUCAUACACAUCCCCGACCUCGACAUCCACAGCGUCUGCACGACGCUCACGGCCUGCCUCGGGACCAUCAAGGCCUUCGUCGACGCCCGUCCGCGGACCGUGCCGAUCCCCGUCAUUAUCGAGUUCAAGGCGGCGGAGCCGCUGGCCGAAUCGCUGCAGGGCGCUCAGGUCAUCCCCUGGGAAAAUGGCACGCGGCUGGACGAGCUGGAUGCCGAGAUUCGCUCCGUCUUCGGGAGCAAGCAGCUCAUCACGCCGGAUGACAUUCGCCGUCCCGGCUUGACACUGGAGGAGUCUGUCCUGAAGCACGGCUGGCCGGAUCUGGACUCGGCGAGGGGGAGGGUCCUCUUCCUCAUGGACAACGGCCCGGACCAUCCUGUCAGCAACAAGUACACCGAGGGAAGGCCGAGCUUGCAGGGCAGAGUGUUGUUUACCAAUUCGGUUCCAGGGAGGGCCGACUGCGCCUUUCAAAAGCUCAACGACGCCGUGACCGAGGAGACCAUCCAAAAGAUCCAGGAGCAAGUCAGGGCGAAUUACCUGGUGCGGACGUUGGCCGACGAGCCGCUGAGCACGGUGCGGAACUGCAGCACGGUCCAGCGUGAUGGGGCGUUCAGGUCCGGAGCUCAGAUUGUUUCUUCGGAUUUCCCGGCCGCGGGCAUGAGUGAGCGGUAUGACGGGUGCAAGUACGUCGUCGAGAUUGGGGGCGGCAAGGUGGCGAGGUGUAAUCCUGUCAAUCAGUGGGCGGGAUGUGUCGACGAGGAGCUCGAGUAA
Molecule: messenger RNA, 3138 nt
Organism: Metarhizium album ARSEF 1941
Lineage: Eukaryota; Fungi; Ascomycota; Sordariomycetes; Hypocreales; Clavicipitaceae
Product: PLC-like phosphodiesterase, TIM beta/alpha-barrel domain protein
Exons: 5
Coding region: 1-3138 (1045 amino acids)
Biological process (GO): lipid metabolic process
Cellular component (GO): nucleus
Molecular function (GO): histone H4K20 methyltransferase activity; protein binding; phosphoric diester hydrolase activity
Source: RefSeq, a predicted model, not a curated record